Protopolystoma xenopodis is the source of this 246-nucleotide messenger RNA. Lineage: Eukaryota; Metazoa; Platyhelminthes; Monogenea; Polystomatidea; Polystomatidae. The record is from the annotation of a GenBank genome assembly.
AUGGAAAUUAGUGAAAACGGUAUCCGUCUCAAUGGUGUGGACGGGGCAGGAAGAGGUAUGAAAGUAGAGCAAAUUGGCCCAUUUGGAUGGUGGACCGCUGUUAAUGCCGUCUCGUCCGGUAUAAACUCUUGUGCCUUUGCCAGUAUCAGGCCAGUUUCAAAUGCUCUCUCUCUCUCUCUAAUGCUCAGCAACAGUGGGACUAUUUUUAGCCCCCCACCAAAGAGCUGCAGCCAAACUACCGCCUAG